AUGACACAACCUCCCCACCGCGCACCCCCCAAACGCACCGUCCCCAAAACCGUAGCCCCCAAACCCCCCGCGGCCCCAUCUGCCACGCAAGCCGCAAAGCCCAAGAAAGAAAAGCGAUACCCCUUCGACUCGCACCAAGACGACAUCGUAGUCAACACCACUGAACUCGACACCGCCCCGGGUUUCAGGAGAGGUAUAGUGGACUACCGGCAUAAACUCACGCUGAAGAAGACGUAUGCGCAUAUCACGACGGACUAUGCGGAGGAUAUGAAGAUGACUAUUCCGAAGGAUGCGGUUACGCCCUUAGGGUCUGAGACGGUCGUUGAUGGGGAUGAGAGUGACAAUGACGACGAUGAUGAUGACGAUGAGGAUGAGAAUCCCAGCGCCAACGCCGCCAACCCCAAGUCCAAGCGCGACGAACGUACCUACGUGCCCGAAGUCAGCGACACAAUCAUCGACUACACCAAGCUGCCCAAACCGCGCUGCAACCGCCCUAACUACGUAGAAUAUAUCUACCGCGCUACAACCACCAACCCCGCCGUCUUCCUCGCUAUCAUACGUGUCGCAGAGCGGAAUCUACCGUUUAUAAAUUUCGACUCGGCGAUUACGCAUUUACCCAAUUUACCGGCGAAUGCGAGGCUUCCUGGUAUACCGGCCCUGUCAGCUCUGUCGCCCGAACCCUCACCUUCCAAACCCUCCAACCCCUCCGCACGGUCCGUAUCGGAAAACCAAUCGCAGAAAAAGAAAAAGAAAACCAACCAACCCGCUUUCACAGAAGACACGCCCCACGAGAAAAAGGAGACAGACACGGCGAUGACAAUCCUCUUCCUACCGAACCUAUACGAAGACGGGCGCCACGCACUCGGGUACUACGCGCUCGCCCCGGAAACAGACCCAGACACAAAACAACUUAACCCGGAAGACGUUGUGCAGAUCCUCUUUACGCCGUGCGGUAUAUCUGAUUUAGUGGAGGCGAAGUUGUUGGAGUGGACGGCUGUUGAUCCUGAUCUCAAGGCACGGGCUGAUGAGGAGAAGGGUGAGAAGGGUGAGAAGGGUGAGAAGGGCGACGGGUUGGGAGGUGGGGAUGACAAGGGGGCUGGGGAUGGGAAGGAAGGAGAUGUUGGGGAGGAAGAAGAAGAAUUGACUGUUGAGUACAUAGAACAUGUUGCUGCGAGGGGAGGUGAGUGGUUGGAGAGGGAUGUAGUGGGGGAUUGGGAGGAGUGGUGUAGGAGUUUUAGGGUUGCGAGGAGGGUUUGGGAGAAGGUGCUUAAGGGGGUUGUGGAGGUUAAGGAGGUGGAGGGUGUGAAGGAGGAGGCUGAGGGAUGA
Messenger RNA from Alternaria novae-zelandiae, 1326 nucleotides. RefSeq lists its product as uncharacterized. NCBI's taxonomy places the organism in Eukaryota, Fungi, Ascomycota, Dothideomycetes, Pleosporales, Pleosporaceae. The transcript has a single exon. The record is from RefSeq and is a predicted model, not a curated record. The coding region runs from base 1 to 1326 and encodes 441 amino acids.